Molecule: messenger RNA, 1854 nt
Organism: Numida meleagris (helmeted guineafowl)
Lineage: Eukaryota; Metazoa; Chordata; Aves; Galliformes; Numididae
Gene: CFAP410
Product: chromosome 4 C21orf2 homolog
Exons: 8
Coding region: 61-810 (249 amino acids)
Biological process (GO): cytoskeleton organization; mRNA splicing, via spliceosome
Cellular component (GO): U4/U6 x U5 tri-snRNP complex
Molecular function (GO): protein binding
Source: RefSeq, a predicted model, not a curated record
CCGGCCGGGAGGAGCCAGCGCUGGCGGCCGCCCCGCCCUUAGCGACCGCGGGGCCCGGCCAUGAGGCUGAGCCGGGCGGCCGUGCUGGCGCGGGCCAAGGCCGUCGCGCUCGAUGGGGUCCGGCGGCUGAACUGCUGGGGCAGCCACCUCACCGAUAUAUCGAUAUGCCGGGAUCUGCCCAACGUUGAGGUGAUCACAUUCAGCCUGAAUGGCAUCUCAGACCUUGAGCCGCUGAACCAGUGCCAGAAUCUGAGUGAGCUCUACCUGAGGAAGAACAACAUUGCAAGCCUGAAUGAGCUCUUCUACCUCAAAAACCUGCCCCGGCUGAGGGUCCUGUGGCUGUCUGAAAACCCCUGCUGUGGGUCGGACCCCCACCGCUACAGGAUGACAGUGCUCCGCAACCUCCCCAGCCUGCAGAAGCUCGAUAAUCAAGCCGUGACAGAGGAAGAGCUGUCCCAGGCCCUGGUUGAUGGGGAGGAAAUCACUGCCCCACCAGCCAGGAGGAGUUUGGAGAAUGGCUGCUCUGCGUCCACAGAGUCCAGUGCUGCUGAAUCCACAAUGGAGACUGAGAGCGAGCUGCUGAGCUUCGGUUUGGAGGAGACCAACAAAAUUCGAGAGCAGCUUGGUAUGAAGCCUGUUCCUAGGGAUAAAUUUUCCUCCUCCUCACCUCAAGAGAUGGACUGUGGCCGAAAGACGAGAAUCAGAGUGGGGGCACGUCCUUUCUCGCUCUUCAUGCGGUCACACUGGAGAGAGGACAGCUGCUCAGUUGAGUGCCCUUUUCCCUACAGGAGCCAGAGAACAACGUGCUGAAUGCCAUCCUGCUUCUCACGAAGGAGCUGGACGCAGAGGGUCUGGAGAUCGUCCAGCAGACAGUGGGGAGGAGGCUGCAGGCCUUCCGGAAGAGAGAACUGCAGGAGGAGUGACGAUGCGUGCCGCAUCCUCCCUGGAGCAUUCCGCGAGCUGGGGAGUUCUCCCCAGCCCAGAAGCACCACUCUGUCCAUACAUGCCUGGCUCAGCACAUCCCGCUGCACUUCCCCUGUGGGUGGGGUGAUGCUGGCUGCAGAGAAACUGCCCCUUUAGCUCUCCUGACAUUGCCCCUGGCUGUGUGCAUCACGCUGGCAGGAUCUGCCUCUCGGGAACUUUCCUGCUGGCGUGGCACGCUCUGUUAAUGUGUGCAUGUCACGUCACUGGGGUCAUUCGAUGGGAGCCACAGUGGGAUCAGCAAGCAAAAGCUAGCAGGGCUGUGGGCAGAGGUGCUUCUGUGUUCUACAAAUGAAGGGGCUGGCAAAGCCUGGCGGCAGCCAGAAAUUACACUACUUGUAGGUUGCUCCCUGUUGGCCGAGCACUUGGCUAGUUGUCGUUCUGUGUCUGCAUAGAGCAGGUUCUGAAGGGAGCUUCUCUCCCAAAGAUUUGUUUGAAUCUUGGAAAGACGCUGCCUAAAGGAUUUUCAAGAACUCGCUGAUGCAGAUGGUGAAGGUCAAUGACACAUUCUCAAUUUAUCUUAAACUCCUGAUUUCUUCUGGCCUUGUUAGUACAAGCAGCAUCUGACUUAGUGAUCAGGUGGCCCAAAGAAGACCUUGGUGCAGCCUGGGUGAAACAGCAAAUCCUGAAUGCUGAGCUAUAGUUUUGCCCCUGCAUGUCCCUGCAGGCGUUAGAGCAGACUAAGGAAAUUUAACCUUGAAGCAAAAUGCCCCUGUGCAUUUUGGGAGAAAUUGAGCCAAGCAUUAAUGUUGGAAUGCACAUGUAUCAAGGGUGGUGCUUAACUGAAAAAGCCGAAUUCAGAAAAAUUUUGCAAAGCUGUUAAAUACCACUUGAAACAUUGUGACGUAGCAAAUAAAAGCCAUUUUCCCUCCA